AUGGCGUCGGCCUGCAAAAAGCUGAAUCAUUCGUGGACAUCCUGCAUCAUUCUCACUGGGGGCACCCCAUACCGACAGUUGCUUGAAACCCACUACACCUUGCUCCUCAGAUGCAAGAAGAGCACUCCACUGACUCCUGAAGAGGAGGAAAUCUUAAAUAAGAAGCAUUCAAAGGAGACCCAGAAGAAAUAUGAUGAGUGGAAGAAUGCCAAGAUCAGCGGCAUCCUGGAGGAGCAAUUUCAGCAGGGAAAGCUGCUUGCUUGCAUCACCUCCAGAGCCGCACAGUGUGGCUGAGCAGAUGACUAUCUGGAAGGCAAGGAACUGGAAAUCUACCUGAGGAAGAUCAAGGCCAGGAAAGGCAAAUAA
Messenger RNA from Trachemys scripta elegans, 366 nucleotides. Its product is annotated as 40S ribosomal protein S8-like. Gene Ontology annotation, cellular component: cytosolic small ribosomal subunit; ribosome. Gene Ontology annotation, biological process: translation; maturation of SSU-rRNA from tricistronic rRNA transcript (SSU-rRNA, 5.8S rRNA, LSU-rRNA). The record is from RefSeq and is a predicted model, not a curated record. Gene Ontology annotation, molecular function: structural constituent of ribosome. Lineage: Eukaryota; Metazoa; Chordata; Testudines; Emydidae.